Messenger RNA from Entrophospora candida, 273 nucleotides. The record is from the annotation of a GenBank genome assembly. NCBI's taxonomy places the organism in Eukaryota, Fungi, Glomeromycota, Glomeromycetes, Entrophosporales, Entrophosporaceae.
AUGAAUAAAACUGAUUUACUAACUCAACAAAUAACAGAAAGGGUUAGGGAGAUUAUUACUAGUCCCCAAAGUGGUUAUGAGAAGAGGAUUGCUUUGUUCGAAUACUUAGAAGGUUUGGAAAUAGGAGAUUUACAACCCCAAGAAAAAAAUAGAGUAGAUUGCCUAUUACAAAGCCGUUUGCAUAAUGAAUUAGCUAAAAAAUACAUGAAAGAAUAUAAAAAAUUAACUGUUGAUAAUUUUAUUGCAGCAACUUUGCAAGAAAUAGGCUUUUGA